CACUCUUCAAAGCUCCCCCCGGGUCUCAUUAAUACCAUUAAAUAUAUUCAUACAAUUUCUUCUAGUAUUAUUAUAUAUAAUUCAAAUUAUAUCAUUACUAUAAUUACCUUAUCCCUCCUCCAUACAUGGAUAUAUAUGUAUAACGGACUCCUAUCCCAUUUACUCUCACAUAUCGUCACAUUAAAUUCAAACCCCCCCAUCAAAUCUCCUCCUUCUCCUCUGUUCCUCCAAUUGUUAAAGUCUCUGUAUUCUCUCUCUCUCUCUUCUUAUCUAUCUGGUGGGUGGUGGUGGUGGUGGUUUCUGAAAGAUUUGUAUGGGGAUGGCGGCUGACGUCAGCUCGUUGGUUCGGACAAUGAAUGGGUACAAGGAGGAUCAACAGCAGCAGGCGAUGAGCGAAACGGGUGGUGUUGGGAAAUCGACGGUGCUGAUUACACGGGACUUGCUUGGAGGGUGUUGUACCCUUGACUCCAAGGAGCUCGACCUCGACUUGCAAGUACCCUCCGGUUGGGAAAAGCGUCUCGACUUGAAGUCAGGUAAAGUCUAUCUUCAGAGAUGCAACUCUCCAAACACCUCUUCGUCGUCAUCAGAAGUUAAGCACCAAACCAAUCAAACGGUUCCAAAGCUCCAAGACCUAAACUUCCCUCCAUCAUCAAGAAGACCAUUAAACCUCUUUGAGGACACCAGCUUAGACCUAAAGUUGGUUACAUUAUCGUCAUCAUCAUCAUCUUCCAAUUACCAAAGCGUAUGCACUCUUGACAAAGUAAAAUCUGCACUUGAAAGAGCAGAGAAAGAAACAAUUAAGAAGCGUUCCAUGUCAAUGUCAAAUUCAUCAUCACCGGUUUCAAACUCUUCAUCUUCAUGUAAACAAACUGAGAUUGACAACGAGGAGAACUCUUCGUCUGCAUUCGCUGCAGGCUGCCCAAGUUGCUUGCUUUACGUGCUAAUAUCAAAGAGCAAUCCUAAAUGCCCGCGAUGCAAUUCAACUGUUCCAUCGCCUAUGACAUUGAAGAAACCUAGAAUUGAUCUCAACAUAUCAAUAUGACAAGUAGCAGACAGUCAUUUUAUGGUUGAAUUCCCUGAUUUUGGUUCUUGUAAAUGAUAGAAAAUAGUUAUCAAUGGAAAAAUGGCAUGUAUACAUUGGUAGAUGAUUGGUAUUCUUAUUUGAAUAGCUAAUUCAAGUCUAAAUAGCAUUUCUCUCUUUGAUAUUUCUAGCUUGUUUUAGGUACCAUUGAAUUUUUUGAUGGAAUCCAUUUACUUACUUAUUGUUCUAUGAUGUAAUUUAUGUUACACGGCCAUAUGUAAAAAUUGUUUUCUGAUUGAAGCCCACCACCCUUCUGAAGCAUGUUUUUGUAAUUGAAUUGUAG
Molecule: messenger RNA, 1364 nt
Organism: Ilex paraguariensis (yerba mate)
Lineage: Eukaryota; Viridiplantae; Streptophyta; Magnoliopsida; Aquifoliales; Aquifoliaceae
Source: the annotation of a GenBank genome assembly